Molecule: messenger RNA, 972 nt
Organism: Insectozyma verbasci
Lineage: Eukaryota; Fungi; Ascomycota; Pichiomycetes; Serinales; Debaryomycetaceae
Source: the annotation of a GenBank genome assembly
AUGGUUGAACAUAUUAAAUUAAAUUCAGGUCAUUCUAUGCCACAAAUUGGUUUUGGAUGUUGGAAAUUAGACGAAUCAUCAGCUAGUGAACAAAUUUAUAAUGCUAUAAAAGAAGGUUAUAGAUUAUUUGAUGGUGCUGAAGAUUAUGGAAAUGAAAAACAAGUUGGUCAAGGUAUUAAAAAAGCUAUAGAUGAAGGUUUAGUUAAACGUGAAGAAUUAUUUAUUGUUUCAAAAUUAUGGAAUUCAUAUCAUGAUCCAAAAAAUGUUGAAAUUGCAUUAGAUAAAACAUUAUCAGAUUUAGGGUUAGAUUAUUUAGAUUUAUUCUUGAUUCAUUUCCCAAUUUCAUUUAAAUUUGUUCCAAUUGAAGAAAAAUAUCCACCUGGAUUUUAUUGUGGUGAUGGUGAUAAUUUUCAUUAUGAAAAUGUUCCAAUUUUAAAUACUUGGAAUGCUUUAGAAAAAUUAGUAAAAGCUGGUAAAAUUAAAUCAAUAGGUAUUUCAAAUUUUAAUGGUUCUUUGAUUUAUGAUUUAUUAAGAGGUAUUAGAUCUCAAGGUGGUAUUGAACCUUCAGUUUUACAAAUUGAACAUCAUCCAUAUUUACAACAACCAAGAUUAAUUGAAUAUGUUCAAGGUCAAGGUAUUGCCGUUACUGCAUAUUCAUCCUUUGGUCCACAAAGUUUUAUUGAAUUAGAAUCGAAAAAGGCAAAAGAUACUCCAACUUUAUUUGAACAUGAUACUAUUAAAUCAAUUGCUGAUAAACAUGGUAAAUCUCCUGCUCAAGUUUUAUUAAGAUGGGCCACUCAACACGGUAUUGCAGUUAUUCCAAAAUCAAAUAACCCAAAAAGAUUAGGUCAAAAUUUAAAUGUUAAUGAUUUUAAAUUAUCAGACGAAGAUAUCAAAGAAAUUGCAAAAUUAGAUAUUGGUUUGAGAUUUAAUGAUCCUUGGGAUUGGGAUAAAAUUCCAAUCUUUGUAUAA